This is a messenger RNA of Clonostachys byssicola, 1794 nucleotides long. NCBI's taxonomy places the organism in Eukaryota, Fungi, Ascomycota, Sordariomycetes, Hypocreales, Bionectriaceae. The record is from the annotation of a GenBank genome assembly.
AUGGACUACGACCAACAGCAACCUCUUGAUCCCGCAUCCGCACUAGGCCUAGACUUGACCGGUAACGAUCAAUUUCUAGAGGCACUCUUCCACGGCGACGAUGCGUCAUGGACGGACGAUCUGCUAAGCUCUGAAGCGGCGGGAGGAGCUAAUGUCGCAAUACCCUUCAUGAAUACGCCCACACCAAGUUUACCUCGCCAUAUUUCGUCAAAAACCGUCUCGGGCAGGCCUCGCGGACCUGCGGAUCUGAGUCUCGAGGCGGAGGAAUUCUUAUUGGAACUAUACAUCCAACAUGUACAACCAAUCUAUCCGCUUCUGCGCUUCUCCGCAUCGUCUUCGGGCAGAUAUGGACUCACUGGAAUGUCAUACCGUCUUCGCAUGUCCAUCUAUGCUAUUGCUUCUCGAUAUGCAUCAUCUCAACACCAAGAAUGGCUUUUAUCUCCUGAUUAUUUCGCCAUGAGGGCAGGGAAUUGCGCGAAUGCUACCAAACUAAGCAUAGACGAGCUCAAGGCGUCCAUUUUGCUCUGCCUACACAAAAUCGCCUCGGCAGUUACUUGGGAUGCCGUGGCCGAGAUGGCACGGAUCACCCGUAUGGCAGAACUUUAUUACCGUAUCAUUGCAGACCAAGACAAGACUUCAAGAUGCUCGCGCUGCCGAUACGAGGCCGAAGAGCUGCGGACCGUAUGGUGGUGUAUUUAUUCCUUGGACACAUGUUUCAGUGCGAUAGCGAUCAUCUCCCAUGCUAUGGCAGACCAUACUCGGGGUAAUAUGACGCUACCCGUCACGCCAGUGCCUGAUCUGACAAAACCUCCUGGCUCUCAGCAAAGAAAAUUGGACCAUGUCGGAGACUCACAGUUGUUACUUACACCCGACCUCAAGCUUUGGGAAAAUAUGGCUAUGGUUUUCUCCAAAUCGCCAUGCCGAGGUAGGACCUUAUAUAUCGUCACCUGUACUCUAAUGAGAUCAGUCACGGACCUCCGAACUUCUGUGAAACAAGGGUGUGGGCCGGCCUUGAAAGCUCGGUUCCAAGAACUGGAGAGUGAUUGCGCCGCAACCACACUUUCUCUGCCUGCCUGGGUCUUCAAGCCAGUUCGCAACCUGGGGACUGGGGAGACAGAAACAGAACACCGAGAUAGACUGGAGGCAUUGAUUGUCUGGCAAGGUGCCUGUUUGCUACAUGCUACCUUAGCUGUGCAAUUGGAUGGCACAAGUGCGAUGUUAAGCGAGUCAGCAUUCCAGGCGCAGUGGCAGACCGUGGUAGGGCGAGCAAACGAGGUGCUCCGCAUUGUCCAGAACUGGAAGCCGGACUACUUUGAGGCCAUCGAUUCGAAAAGCGCGUAUAUCAUCCUACUUACCGGUAUUGUGUUGACGCUCGACGCGGCAAUCCAUUCGGUUUCAACGUCAUCCAGUGCACGACCGUCGCACCACAUGGAUCUAUUAUUCCUUUUCUUGGGCCAAAUAGGCCGGCAUUGGCUCCUUGAUGUACUAAAGAAAUACUGGGCUAAGCCUCCACUGUGUCAAUCCCAUAAGUCGGCUUUCGAUUUUCUGUUGGACAUCGUGCUUAAUAGACGGAUUCACUUCUCUACAGCUACCCUAGCAAGCAACGGUAGUUCUCUAGACUCGAUGGAUUUAUUGUCAUUGUCCGAGAUCACAACAGAAGCAGAAGAAAGCCUGCAAGACGAAAUUAGAGGGGAGUUUUGGUCUAAUAAUGAGCUUGAGCUCGCGUGGGAUCCCUCUGAUGCAAUCUCUGGAGAGGUCGGCUCAUCCCUAGACUGGGAUUCCGUUCUUACAUAG